AGAGCAAAGCCGCGGGCGGGGGCUGGGGGAGAGGGCUGCGCGCUGCCUGCGCUCUGCAGGCGGAGCCUCGCGUGCCGAGACCCGGCUAGAACCUGUCAAGAGUCGGUUUUUAGUGAAAAAGCAUUGAGGUAGGAGCCAAGACCCACCUCUUUGCUAAUUUGAUGUUCUGCAAGUCAUCUUAUCUCUCUGGAUCUCAGUUCUUUCAUCUGUAAAAAGGAGAUAAAAAUUCUUUACCUGUCUGAAGAUGAGGUGGAGGACCAUCCUACUACAAUAUUGUUUUCUCUUGGUUACAUGUCUACUUACUGCUCUUGAAGCCGUGCCUAUAGAUAUAGACAAGACAAAAGUAAAAAAUACUCAACCUGUGGACAGCGCAAAGAUAGAACCACCGGAUACUGGACUUUAUUAUGAUGAAUAUCUCAAGCAAGUGAUUGAUGUGCUGGAAACAGAUAAUCACUUCAGAGAAAAGCUCCAGAAAGCAGACAUAGAAGAAAUAAAGAGUGGGAGGCUAAGCAAAGAGCUGGAUUUAGUAAGUCACCAUGUGAGAACAAGACUUGAUGAACUGAAAAGGCAAGAACUAGCAAGGUUAAGAAUGCUAAUUAAAGCUAAACUGGAUUCCCAUCAAAAUACAGGCAUAGACCACCAUGCUCUUCUAAAACAAUUUGAUCACCUAAACCACCUGAAUCCUGACAAGUUUGAAUCUACAGAUUUAAAUAUGCUAAUCAAAGCGGCUACAAGUGAUCUGGAACACUAUGAUAAAACUCGACAUGAAGAAUUUAAAAAAUAUGAAAUGAUGAAGGAACAUGAAAGGAGAGAAUAUUUAAAAACACUGAGUGAAGAAAAGAGAAAAGAAGAAGAAUCUAAAUUUGAAGAAAUGAAGAAAAAGCAUGAAAAUCAUCCCAAAGUUAAUCAUCCAGGAAGCAAAGAUCAGCUAAAAGAGGUAUGGGAAGAGACUGAUGGAUUGGAUCCUAAUGACUUUGACCCCAAGACAUUUUUCAAAUUACAUGAUGUCAAUAGUGAUGGCUUCCUUGAUGAACAAGAAUUAGAAGCCUUAUUUACUAAAGAGUUGGAGAAAGUAUAUGACCCCAAAAAUGAAGAGGACGAUAUGAUAGAAAUGGAGGAAGAAAGGCUUAGAAUGAGGGAACAUGUAAUGAAUGAGGUUGAUGCUAACAGAGACCGAUUGGUGACUCUGGAAGAGUUUUUGAAAGCUACAGAAAAAAAGGAAUUCUUGGAGCCAGAUAGCUGGGAGACGUUGGAUCAGCAACAGUUCUUCACAGAGGAAGAACUGAGAGAAUAUGAAAAACUUAUCUCUUUACAAGAAAAUGAACUUAAGAAAAAGGCAGAUGAGCUUCAGAAGCAAAAAGAAGAGCUACAACGUCAGCAUGACCAGCUUGAGGCUCAGAAGCUGGAAUAUCAUCAGGCUGUACAGCAGAUGGAACAAAAAAAAUUACAACAAGAAAUUCCCCCAUCAGGGCCUGGUGGAGAAUUGAAGUUCCAGCCACACGUUUAAAAACUGAAGUCCACCAGAACUUGGAAGAAAACUAUUAAAUCAACAUCUGUUUCUUCUUUUUACCUCCCUUCCUUUUUCUCUGCUCAAUAAAUAUUUUAAAGCAUAUAUGGAAUAAAGGAAGAUGCUUUUUAAGUGAAAACACAUUUUUUUGGGACACAGAUAUUUAAGGAUUGAAGUCUACCAGAACCAGGAAGAAAACAAACUCAAUAUCUGCUCUCACUUUCAUCCUUCCCUUCUUUCUCUUGGUUCUCCUUUAGUGAUUUAAUUAAGUGGCCUUAUGCCAUAAUUUAAUGAAACUAUCUAACUAUUUAAGUGAGAAAGCUCUAUUACUUUUAAAAUAAAUUGCUCUCACUUACUGAGAAGGAUAGAUACUUUUUUAUGGGGGCUUAUCAUCCCCUCUCUCAAUAAAGGCUCUUUGAUAUUAAUAAUCCUUCUCCUGAGAAGACCACAGUAUUCCCCAGUGCUUCUUGGUAACUGUUUUUUACUUUCAACAACGUUAACUGCUAGAAAUUCUUGUACUGAAUAGCUUUUCCUACCAGUUCAGGUCAUUUUUCAUUCAUAUUUUCACUUUAUACUCUAUCAUUUAAGAUCAGGUUCUGCAACAUAUAAAGAAAAGCCAAAGAUAAGAGUGGUUUAAACUAAAUAGGAGUUUUUGCCUCUUACAUGAAAGAACUCUGGAAGUAGGUGGUAUCCAGGUUACUAUCUUUCUGGUCUGCUAUCCUCAUUACAUGGUUUUUAUCCUCGAGUUACCUCAUUCUCACCAUCCAAUAUUGCUUCCGGAGGCAGUGGGGAAGGGCAAGAAAAGGAACUUUCCCUGGUUGAAUCAGCUUCCUUUAGACAGUUUUCCUAGAGAACUGCACAGCGUUUGAACUUACAGCUCAUUGGCCAGAACUGAGUCACAUGGCCACCUGCUGCUAGGGAAGCUGAGAAUCCAUGUGGCAAUGUAACCAGCUAAAAGUUAGGCUUCUUUAACUAAGGAAGAAGGAAAGAGGGAAUGUUUGGUAGGCAACUUUCAAUUUUAACCCAAACAGCUUUGUUGGCUGCCUAAAUAUCUAUGUACAUUCUUCUGAAAC
Molecule: messenger RNA, 2580 nt
Organism: Ceratotherium simum simum (southern white rhinoceros)
Lineage: Eukaryota; Metazoa; Chordata; Mammalia; Perissodactyla; Rhinocerotidae
Gene: NUCB2
Product: nucleobindin 2
Cellular component (GO): extracellular exosome; endoplasmic reticulum-Golgi intermediate compartment
Molecular function (GO): calcium ion binding
Source: RefSeq, a predicted model, not a curated record